AGGAUGGCUCCAUCAAUCUGGCGAAGGUGCCUUUGCGAGACCGACUCUCUGUGGAUGCGAUGCUUCAGUACCAGAAAGAUCCAAGUCAUCAGCACCUUUGCACCACUACGGACGACAGCGGUGUGUUCCGCAUUUGUCCCACCACGGUGGAUGAUGAACGACCUGAACUCGCAGGACUUGGAUGGAAUGCCUCCCACAGCUGGGACUUUUGUUCUGAGCGUUUUGCAGAUCCGGCCUCUGGUGCAGUAGAAGAAGCAUGGAGACCGCCUACAACAGACACCUCCGUCCAUGAAGACGUGUCAGAGCCUCUGCCGCCUCCACAAGCACCACAGCUCCCUGAGCGCCCAGAGGAACCUCCUGAGGAGCUGCGCUUGGGCGACAUCGAAGAGCCUGUGGGCUAUAUUCCUCCGCCUGUGCCUGCAGCCUCUGCGGAGGAGCUGGAAACUCAUCCAAAUGGUCAGAUGGAGCUUCAUGCAGCGCAAGCCCAGCAGGCUGCGAUGCCCUGUCUACCACCGACAUGGAGCUCUUGGAGACGGUCAACAAGACAUUCGCGCAGCAUGAAGCCAGGUCGAAGCAGCUGCCGUCGUUACGCAGAUUUCCUGGUGUCUUGCGUGUGAGCAAGGGCGGUAGUGAACGGUUUGGUACCAUGUGGGCAGAGGUGAUUCAAGGAAGUUGACAGUGCGAGGAACCAAUCAAUCUACCAGCAGCAGGGCAAGGCAGGGAUUGUGGGAUGGCGCCCUGGGAUCAUGCCGUGCCCCGUGCCAUCACUGGGCGGUGGCAAAGUUCCACGCCGCUGGCAGCUUGAGUCAGAUUCGUAAA
Cladocopium goreaui is the source of this 819-nucleotide messenger RNA. The record is from the annotation of a GenBank genome assembly. Lineage: Eukaryota; Dinophyceae; Suessiales; Symbiodiniaceae.